Messenger RNA from Aureococcus anophagefferens, 2862 nucleotides. RefSeq names its product expressed protein. The record is from RefSeq and is a predicted model, not a curated record. The coding region runs from base 1 to 2838 and encodes 945 amino acids. NCBI's taxonomy places the organism in Eukaryota, Pelagophyceae, Pelagomonadales, Pelagomonadaceae. The transcript has 3 exons.
AUGGCGAACACUGCCGCGGUCGAGCCGGCGCGCCGCUCCACACGGGUGAAACGCCCAGCGCCCAAGGCCAUCGAGUCGGACGACGAGCCGGCGCCCGCCAAGAAGCCGGUGGCCAAGAAGGCCAAGGCGCCGCCAGCGGCGAAGAAGGCGGCGAAGAAGGCGAAGAAGGCGCCCGCGCCGCCCGUCGCGCUCCCGAAGCAGAGCGCGCUCGUGCGCAUCCUCAGCCACGAGCACGAGCUCCUGCGCGAGGUCGCGAGCUACUGCGCCUACCGCGACGUCGUCGCCCUGUCGCUCGUCGACCGCGGCGCCACGGCCCUGCUCACGGAGGUCGACGACAUCUGGAAGACCUUCCUCAGCGAGUGCGACGCCUGGCAGGGAUACAAGAAGAUCUCCGCGGACCAGCGCGAGAUGACGGAGCGCGCGUACGGCGUGCGGCGGGUCUGCGCGGCGCUGUCGUCCGGCCACUGCGCGGAGUGCGGCCACGGCGCCGCGUGGUUCGACACGCUGACGUGCGCGCGGACCUGCCUGCGGUGCUGGCGGUGCCUCGACAGCGGCGACCACGGCACGGAGGGCGCCGCGCCGAGCCAGCUCUGCUCGUACUCCUACGCGAAGGAAAGCUACCUCAUCACGGACAAGGACCUCAAGGGCGUGGCGGUCCUCAAGGUCGACGACGAGACCAAGGCUCACGGCCUGAUGAUGACGAAGAUGAGCGUCGUGCUCGUCGCCGACGCGCUGAAAGCCGCCGUCGCCAAGCACGGCUCCGAGGACACGCUCGAGGCGAAGCGGGCCAUUCGAAAGGCCACGGCCCAGCUCAAGCACGACGCGAAGCUCGUCGAGUACACCACCUCCCUCAAGGCCUGGCAGGCCCAGCCCGUCGGGACGAAGAGCAUGGACGACUACCCCAAGUACCCGAAGAGCCCGUCGUCGUCGGGCAAGUGGAACUUCCUGGCCCGCAACCAGCGCUGCUGGGACAUGCUCAAGGUCUGCGACAAGUACGGCCUCUGGGAGGGCGUGCCGCCGCCCGCGCUCAAGCCGACGAAGCGGGCCAAGGUCUACGUCGUCACCGAUUCGGACGCCGCCGCCGCGGAGAAGGCGUUCGCGAAGCACGGCACCUUCGCCGGCUGCUGGUCGAACAUCUUCGAAUGCGUCCACGACAUGGAGAAGUCCGGCUCCGUGCUCGUCGUCGACAAGAAGUGCGACCUGAAACUGAUGGAGCCCGCGUGCGACAAGGAGAAGGUGAGCGCGACCGCGCGCGACUGCGGCUACACGGUCGGCUCGACGUCGCAGAUCAACACGCUGUCGCUGAACACGACGAUCAAGGUCGUCGGCACGCCGAACGGAUCCAUCGUGAGCAACAACGUCGCGCUCUGGGUCUCGGCGCGCGACGUCUUCGUCGACCUCGAGGGCCUGCGCGUCCGCGUCGACCCCGACGGCGGCGAGGACUGGAGCCCCUGCGUCGUCUUCGGAGGCGGCCACGUGCGAGCCGUCGACUGCGUCUUCGAGUCGGGCCCGCGCACGCGCGGGUUUACGGUCCUCGCGCACGCGCCCGUGCACCUCCUGCGCUGCACCGUGGCCAACUACGGGUCCGUCUCGCGGGCCGGGGCCGCGCUGCACUUCAGCGACAUCCCCGAGGAGCCCGCCGUGCGCAUCAAGGAGAACAACAUCGUCACCGACUGCGUCCACCUCGGCCUCGGCGGCUACUUCAUCGCGAACGAGCCCGACGACGACGACGACGAGGGGCAGGCGAAGCUCGCCGCGAUCCGCAAGAAGAUCGAACGCGAGAACGCCGUCCUCGCCCACACCGACGCCCCGGACUACAGCGGCAUCAUGGACCCGGUCCCCGUCCCCCCCAUGGACGCCAUCCCGACCGCUCCGAGCGCCGCGGCGCCGCCCGCGGCGCCCCGGGAGCCCGCACCGGGCCCCGACGUCGACAUGGUGGCUUCGCCGCCGCCGGAUUCGCAGAGCGCCGCCGCCGAGCGCCCGGCGCCCGCCGCGCCCGCGCCCGCCGCGCCGAAGACCGAGGACGCGCCGCCCCCCGCGGCGACGACGAUGCGCGUGCUCGUGCGGUUCGCGGGCGCCGAGGACGCGCCGGGCGUCGUCGUGCUCGCGCCGGACGACUCGUCCGUCGCGGCGCUCCGGAGCCUCGUCGCGGCCUGUGUCGCGGCCCGGGUCGCGGACCGCUUCGGCCCCGGCGCCAAGGUCGCGGCGCUCGCCCUCGACCGGACGCCCGUGCGCGGCGCCUUCGCGUGCUACGACGACGCGGUCUUCACGGCGACGGUGUCGCGCGACGCGGAGACGCAGGUCGGCGCGGGCGCGCGGCACGACGACGAGGCCUCGGACGACGACGGCCCGCCGAAGCUCAUCCCCCGCGUGGAGGUCGCGCCGCCCGCGGACGACCGCGAGCUCCGGGCGACGGCGCGGCUCCUCUACGCGGAGCUCAGCCUCCUCACGGAGGGCCGCGACAAGGGCUACAAGACGAACGUGCGCCUCGCGCUCGCGCGCGCGGGCUGGCAGGUCAACGACGAGUCGAACCAGGAGCUCGGCGCGAAGCCGCCCGCCGGGUGGCCGGCCGUGGGCCGCAUCCUCGAGCGGUCCAAGAACGCGUCGAAGACGUCGAUCCGCACGAUCACGGGCUCCAACGGCGUCGUGCGCUACCUCGAGCUCAUCGCCAACGGCGCGUCGGACGUCGCGGCCGGCGGCCGGAAGCGCAAGGCGGCGCCCGCGCCCGCCUACGACGACGAGUCGGACUCGCCCCUCAUCGAGGCCAAGGCCGAGAGCGCGUUCGCCGCGCCCGUCUGGAAGUUCGCCGCGAUGGCCGAGGCCCAGCUCAACGCCUAGGGCGUAAGUGGAAUUGCAAUCGGG